AUGCGUCUCUGUCUGCUUACUGCCGUCCUUCCUGUUGUGCUGGCCUUGAGUGCCCUUGUAUUGAGCGCUCCCGUCGACACGGAGAAGCAUGUGACUGCUCGUGGUGGCACCUCCUUCGCCAACUGUCCCUCCGGCGAUUCCAUUCUCGUGAUUCUGAAAAAGCUCCAACCCGACCUGCUCUCACGAUACACCCAGAUUGAUGACCAUAUUCAAGCAAAUGUCGACCCCACAGAAGAAAUAAGAAACAUUAUUCCGCUUUUCAAUGCCGCUACCACCCAAAUAAGCGACUUACCCAUGGACAAGCCCUGUGUGUUUGACGGCAAAUAUCACCAGGUUGUGGAAAUUUUUAUUGUCAUGCUCAGCGAUUUUGCUAAGCAAUUCGCCAAGUUGCAGGUCCAUAGGACACGCGAUAUCAAUAGCAUCUCUACGAGUAUCUCCGAAGCAUUGAGCGACUUGAUUGCAGCUUUACGGACUUUGCUGGAGAAUAUAAUAAGGAUCCUUCAAAAAUUACUUCCGACACUGUAA
This is a messenger RNA of Rhizoctonia solani, 525 nucleotides long. RefSeq lists its product as uncharacterized. The transcript has 3 exons. Lineage: Eukaryota; Fungi; Basidiomycota; Agaricomycetes; Cantharellales; Ceratobasidiaceae. Bases 1 to 525 code for a protein of 174 amino acids. The record is from RefSeq and is a predicted model, not a curated record.